AUGACUCAUUGCCAUUGCCAUGAUGAAAAGGAAAAUGAUACAGUAACUCUGGAAUUGGAAGACAUUAUAUUAGAAACUGAUCAAGAUGGAGAUUAUGAGAACGAGAUAAAUGCCAAUCUGGGAACUUUUGAACGUGAAGAACAAAAUGAAAUUGCUGUCAAAGUUGUCAUUGGUGGUCUUAUGCAGGAACUUUCCAGCAAUUUAUCCCCUAGAGAUUUGCUUCAAGUUCCUGCUAAGCUGGAGAUGAAGGAGCGUGGUUCAUUUUCUUUUACUGUUGAAAAUGAAGUCAAUCAGCAGGAUGGUCAUGUCAAAGGGAAAUCUUCAUCAGAUAAAUCAAUUAAGUUUCAAAGUCGUCGCAGAGUUGAUCAUGUUAUUUCUGACAUUGCUAAAUUAAUUGGCAAGGAAAAUGUACCUGCAAAGGUGUUGAAAGAGUUUGGAGAAUUAAUAAGUCUCACUCAAAGUCAGGCUCAAAAUCAUCAACCAUUAUCCGGGUCUACGAUUUUCAAACGCAUUGAAAUACCAUCUUCAUUUGAUCCUCUAAACGGCUUAUAUAUUGAAACAUGUGGUCUUUACUCCUCUGAAGUUAUUGAAAUGAGAUAUAGAUAUGGUCAACGGCAAGAAGAUGGUAGUGCGAAGGCGACUUCAGAUCUCGAGUUUUAUGAGUAUGUAGAGGCCUUGAAAAUAACCGGGGAUCCUUAUGUACCAGCUGGCCAGGUGGCAUUUCGUGCAAAAGUUGGAAAGAUGUAUCAACUUCCACAUAAAGGGAUAAUUCCUGAAGAAUUUAGAGUGAUUGGUCGCUAUAAAAGUGAAGAAAAACGGCAACGCCGACAACGUAGCUUAACGGCAACCACAUAA
This is a messenger RNA of Lathyrus oleraceus (garden pea), 855 nucleotides long. RefSeq names its product protein EXECUTER 1, chloroplastic-like. Bases 1 to 855 code for a protein of 284 amino acids. The transcript is spliced from 2 exons. NCBI's taxonomy places the organism in Eukaryota, Viridiplantae, Streptophyta, Magnoliopsida, Fabales, Fabaceae. Gene Ontology annotation, cellular component: thylakoid membrane. Gene Ontology annotation, biological process: singlet oxygen-mediated programmed cell death; response to singlet oxygen. The record is from RefSeq and is a predicted model, not a curated record.